This is a messenger RNA of Colletotrichum spaethianum, 1020 nucleotides long. RefSeq names its product two-component system protein A. The record is from RefSeq and is a predicted model, not a curated record. Gene Ontology annotation, biological process: actin filament depolymerization; barbed-end actin filament capping. Gene Ontology annotation, molecular function: actin filament binding; actin monomer binding. Lineage: Eukaryota; Fungi; Ascomycota; Sordariomycetes; Glomerellales; Glomerellaceae. The coding region runs from base 1 to 1020 and encodes 339 amino acids. Gene Ontology annotation, cellular component: cytoplasm; actin filament. The transcript is spliced from 3 exons.
AUGCAGUCUGGCAUCUCCGGCACGUCGUCCCAUAGCGCCAUUGAGCUCGUCUCCCAGUUCAACACCCUCCUGUCCUCCGACGACCAGUUCGGACUCCUCGUCACGAUCGACUCAGAGACCCUCCAACCCGUCCAGUUCCUGUCCAAGGCCUCGCCCUCGGCCUCCUUUGACGACAACCUUGACUCCCUCCAACCUCAUCUCAAGCCCAAUGAAGCCCUUUACGCCCUCCUCCGCCGUCACGACACGGCUCCCCACCUCACUGCCGUGACCUACGUGCCCGACUCCGCCAAGGUUCGCCAGAAGAUGCUCUUCGCCUCUACCCGUCUGACCCUCGUCCGCAAGCUCGGCUCCGAGCACUUCCGCGAGUCCAUCUUCGCCACGACCCCCGAGGAGCUCUCCGCCAAAGGAUUCGCCAAGCACGAUGCCCAUACGGAGCUCGAGGCCCCCCUGACCGAGGAGGAGCGCAGCCUCGGCGCCGUCAAGCAGGCCGAGCAGGAGGCGAGCACUGGCACCGGGACUAGGGAGAUCCACCUGAGCAAGACCCUGGCCAUGCCCGUUGCCGAGGAUGCUCUUGCGGCCCUGAAGGAGUUGUCGUCCGAGGGCGGCAAGGUCCUGGUGAUGCUGAAAAUCAACCCCGAAAAGGAAUCUGUCGAGCUCGUCCCGUCGAGCGAGAGCCCCUCCUCCAUCAGCGAACUCACCCAGGUCAUCUCGCCCACCGAGCCGCGCUUCACCUUUUACCGCUUCACCCACACCCACAACGGCGCCGAGUCGAGCCCCCUGCUCUUCAUCUACACUUGCCCGGUGACCCCCGGCAACAAGUCGAUCAAGAACCGCAUGCUGUACCCGCUCAUGAAGCGCGCCGUCCUCGAGGUCGCAUCCUCCGAGGCUGGGCUGACGCUCGACAAGAAGUUUGAGGUUGAGGAGCCAAGCGAGGUCACCGAAGAGUCGGUCCUCUCGGAGCUGCACCCCAAGGUGACGGCCAGACAAGGAUUCAGCAGACCCAAGCGGCCCGGUCGGUAG